AUGAGAAUCCUAAGCAUUUGUGUGGUGUUUGCAGCCUUUGUGGCCUUGAGUGCAGCCGAGCAUGGCUCUGGCACGAAGAACAGAAGGGAAAGUGCCCUGGACAAGAUCGUGCCCCGUCUGUUGUGGAACCUGCGACGUGGCGACAACAACCAGGAGAGUCACAGGCAGCAGCCACAAGUCAUCAUUGUGCAGCAGCCAUCCUCGAACUCGGAGGAUGACAGGCAUCACCAUCAUCAGCAGCACCAUCCCCACUAUCCCUACUAUCCGUACUACCCGGCACCACCACAGACGCGUCCGCCGCAGCCACAGUUCCCGGGAAUGGAGUAUCUGGGCACCGGGAGCGGAGGUCCCACGUUCUUGAUCGUGAACCCCAACAACAUGCAGGGCAUUUAUCUGCCCAGUUCCGGCAACAGCUCGAACACGACGAGUGCCAGGAGGAGUGCUUUUGCGCCAUCGUUUGCCGAUCUUUUGCAGGGCCUGAACUUGAACGAUCUGGCAGAUGGAAGUCUCUUUGAAGACGACACCGAGGUGGUGGAGGCCGCAGAGGAGGCAAGUCCGGAUGCCCCUGCUGUUGAGAACGAACGUCCAGCAGUUUCUGCGGCUGCCCAGGAGGAUGAUCACGAUGGAGAUCUACUCAGCGAGGACGAAAUCGAUGCCUUGGACCGUCAGAACAAUCGUGGCUUGAGCCCCAAGCUUCUGUUCUCGAUGCUCAUGCAGGACAAGCGUCGCAGGCGCAUCCAGGAGGUCCUGGCCGGCAUUUACCUGAGGAACACUCAUCUGAAUAGAAAGUGAGCC
This is a messenger RNA of Drosophila persimilis, 795 nucleotides long. RefSeq lists its product as uncharacterized. Lineage: Eukaryota; Metazoa; Arthropoda; Insecta; Diptera; Drosophilidae. The coding region runs from base 1 to 792 and encodes 263 amino acids. The record is from RefSeq and is a predicted model, not a curated record. The transcript is spliced from 2 exons.